CUCUCCAAGCAGAACACGUACGUGCUGCAGAACGGGCGGGGCGGGUCCAAGCACCCCGAGCGGCGGGCCGAGAGCGACCUGGGCGGCUACAAGAGCAGCAGCAUCAACAACAGCAUCAACAGCAACAGGUCGGUGGAGAACCUGGAGUACUCGCGCGUGGCCGACGACAUCAGCCCGAUCCCCGAGACGGAGGAGGACGUCUCCGAGAGCCACUACGCCGAGAUCUGCGACUACGGGCAGCGGGCCCGGAGGCAGCCCUUCGCCAGAGGCCACCCUCCACUCAGCCUCCCCAACCUCAGCUUCACGCUCGAGGAGGAGAACCACGUCCCGAGUGACGCCUCGGGCAGGCUGAGCGCGACAUUCAGCGAGUCGAGGAGCAGGAAGUUCUCGAGCGCGAGCGGAGACUACAAGGAGAACAUUCCCGCCGAGCGAGAGCGGCGUCUCCACCAUCCACGUCAACGCCGCCGACGGCAGCCACGGCGAGCAGACGAGCUCGACCAGGGGGGCCGCAGGGACAUGAUCGAGAGAAGGACAAGGCCAACGAAGUGUACAUCAUUCGAGUGGUGGUGA
Messenger RNA from Penaeus monodon (black tiger shrimp), 570 nucleotides. RefSeq lists its product as uncharacterized. NCBI's taxonomy places the organism in Eukaryota, Metazoa, Arthropoda, Malacostraca, Decapoda, Penaeidae. The transcript has a single exon. The record is from RefSeq and is a predicted model, not a curated record. The annotation marks the transcript as partial.